AUGAAAUCUAUGGUAAGUUCCACCCAGAUUAGAGUCUUCCUGGCCGCUCUGGACAUCGCGGCUCCACGCGUCGCCUCCAGGGCAUCCUUGCCUGCAGACGCAAAUGUUUCCAGCCUUCAGCUCGAAGAGUCGGGCGAGGAGAAUGUGGUACUUUCACUUCUGAUGGGCACCCGCCUGCACGCCUGCGUGAUCCACGUGGCCUCUGACCUGACUGUUCAGAUCGUCAGCUGCGCAGAUGGGCCCGAGGCGACCAGCUGCCAGCUGAUCUCCUUGCCAGGUAGUGGAUUUCAGAUGUUCUUCAUCUCAACCAAUGGCCCUGGCCUCAGCUGCGAGAGCCAGCGGAAGGAGACCCUGUGA
This is a messenger RNA of Symbiodinium natans, 357 nucleotides long. Lineage: Eukaryota; Dinophyceae; Suessiales; Symbiodiniaceae. The record is from the annotation of a GenBank genome assembly.